Molecule: messenger RNA, 1449 nt
Organism: Parnassius mnemosyne (clouded apollo)
Lineage: Eukaryota; Metazoa; Arthropoda; Insecta; Lepidoptera; Papilionidae
Source: the annotation of a GenBank genome assembly
AUGUGCUGUGCUGACAUUUUCUUUUGGAGACAGAUAUUUAUACUGAUCCCAGGAUGUCUACACGCGAUUGCCAUGGGAUUCAUGGUGGCUUUCCCGGCUGUGCUAAAUCCGGCGAUACUAUCUCCGAAUAGCACAGACAUCACAGCUACUUCUGCCCAAGCUUCCUGGAUAGCAUCAACUAAUGGCAUUUCCGGAAUCUUCGGUUUCUUAAUUUUCUCACCUAUAUUUCAAAUCUUCGGGCGGAAGAUAACCAGCAUCGGAUUGAAUCUCACAUUGAUCGUCGGCUGGCUCACACUAUCCCUUGCUAACAGUAUCACGGUUUUAGUUUUUGCUAGAGCUAUCCAAGGCUUAAGUAUAGGCGGAGUAUUUAUCGGUUCGAUUACUAUAUGUGAAUAUGCAAGUCCACGUAGAAGAGGCUAUUUUACGUCAAUUAAGAUAAUAUCAUUAGGUGUAGGUUCAUUGGUCUGUCAUUCUUUUGCAAUUUUUUGCACAUGGAGGCAAAUAGCUGCUUUUUGUAUAAUUCCAACAGCAUUAGCUGUAGUAUUUAUACUAUUCUGGCCGGAGAGCCCGUCUUUUUUAGCUAUGAAAGGACGUUUCGAGGAAUGCGAGAAAGCCUUCACUUGGUUAAAUGGAAACUCUGUUGAGAGUAAAAGAGAGCUUAAAGACUUAAUAAAAGCACAGAUGAGGCGACAUGAACUGAUUAGAAAAACUGAAAAGAUUUCUUAUGUAGAGAGUUUUAUAAAAACAUUAAAAAAUAAAGAGAUGCAAAAAGCUUGUAUUAUAACUGCACUUCUCACUUUAUGUAUUGAUGCUUGUGGCAGAUACUUCCUAAUAGCUUAUAUAACGCAAAUAUUAGUAGAAAUUACUGGUAGUAAAUCAAUAGCAAUAUACUGUUCCAUAGUAUCUGAUCUCUUGUUAAUUUUCGGUUUAAGUAUAUCAUGUAUUGUAAUACGGAAAUUUAAAAGACGUAAGAUAUUAUUUAGUUUAGGUUUACUGACAACUGCAAUAAUGUUCAUUAUAAGUUUAGUGGCCGUUUUAAAAUCCAAAUAUGAUAUGUUAUCUCAAGUGCCAUGGCUAUUCCCUUUCGUAAUAUUAUUACAUACUUUCGUGGCUCAUAUUGGUUUAGUACCAGUAUCGUUUGCAAUAACUGCAGAAGUUUAUCCUUUGGAAUAUAAAGGGAUAUGUUCGUGUAUAUCAGGAAUAGUAUUUACAAUUUUUUAUGCCCUGACAUUAAAGUUAACACCUAUGAUGAUAGAAUUUAUGGGCGUAUCGGGUACUUAUGCUGUGUACGCUUUGCUAGUAAUGUUUUGUUUAGCUAUUUUAUACUUUAUUCUGCCAGAAACUAAGGAUAGGACAUUGCAAGAUAUAGAAGAUGAAAUAAGGGGCACCGACCGAUCUGAUGUAGAUAAAAAUUUGUUACCUGAAAAAGUCAUCUCAGCGGAUAUUUGA